Carassius gibelio (silver crucian carp) is the source of this 3939-nucleotide messenger RNA. Its product is annotated as coiled-coil domain-containing protein 6. Lineage: Eukaryota; Metazoa; Chordata; Actinopteri; Cypriniformes; Cyprinidae. The record is from RefSeq and is a predicted model, not a curated record. Bases 29 to 1321 code for a protein of 430 amino acids. The transcript has 9 exons.
UCAUUCCCCAUUCUCUCACUGAUGCUCAAUGAUGGCGGAUAGUGCGAGUGAGAGCGACACGGACGGAGCCACCCCUCAGUGCUCCUCAUCCUUGUCCUCCUCCAUCCUUAUCUCUUCAUUCCGUCUAGAGGAGUUGACGAACCGCCUGGCUUCUUUACAGCAAGAGAAUAAAGUGCUGAAGAUCGAGCUCGAGACGUUUAAACUGAAGUGUAAAGCUCUGCAGGAGGAGAACAGAGACUUGCGCAAAGCCAGUGUCACCAUACAAGCGAGAGCAGAACAAGAAGAAGAGUUCAUCAGUAACACCCUUUUCAAGAAGAUUCAGGCUCUGCAGAAAGAGAAAGAAACACUAGCGGUCAACUAUGAGGAGGAAGAAGAGUUCCUCACUAAUGAGCUCUCCAGAAAACUUAUGCAAUUACAACACGAGAAAGCCGAACUGGAGCAGCACUUAGAACAGGAGCAGGAGUUUCAAGUCAACAAACUGAUGAAGAAGAUCAAAAAGCUGGAGAACGACACGAUCACCAAACAGCUCACCUUAGAGCAGCUUAGACGUGAAAAGAUCGACUUGGAAAACACCUUAGAGCAAGAACAAGAAGCUCUUGUGAAUCGGCUUUGGAAACGCAUGGACAAACUGGAAGCAGAAAAAAGGAUUCUUCAGGAGAAGCUUGACCAGCCUGUCUCCGCUCUGACGUCCCCCAGAGACAUCUCAAUGGAGAUCGACUCACCUGAGAAUAUGAUGCGACACAUCCGCUUCCUCAAGAGUGAGGUGGAGCGGCUGAAGAAGAACCUCCGCACUGCAGAGCUACAGCAGACCGAGAAGAGGGCUCAGUACAUAGAGGAAGAGCGCCACAUGCGGGAGGAGAACAUCCGGCUGCAGAGGAAGCUCCAGAGAGAGGUGGAGCGCAGGGAGGCACUGUGCCGGCAGCUCUCUGAGAGCGAGUCCAGCUUGGAGAUGGACGAUGAGAGGUACUUUAAUGAGAUGUCCGCUCAAGGCCUACGUUCCCGUACCGUAUCCAGCCCCAUUCCCUACAGCCCGUCCCCAUCCUCCAGCAGACCCAUCUCACCAGGGUUGUCUCAUGCGAGUCACACAGUGGGCUUCACGCCACCAACUACGCUGACCAGAGCAGGCAUGUCCUACUACAACACACCCGGCCUGCAUGUCCAUGUAGGAGCCUCUCACGGCAUUGCAAGACCCUCCCCAAGGAGAAGCAACAGUCCAGACAAAUUCAAGCGGCCUACACCCCCUCCUUCCCCCAACACCCAGGGUGGUGUCCAGCCCCCGCCUCCCCCUCCACCCGCCAUGCAGCAGUCCUUGCAGCCAUAGAUCAGUGAGCCAUCACAGGGACUCAAAACAGAGCUGCUUCACUGUAACAUCCCUCAAGCCAAAGGCUUAAGAAUCCUCAAUGUCUUCUUCAUCUCGCACUGAAACAUUCAUCUGUGUUGUGUUCAUAGUUCUGUGUAUGGAAGCGUUGAUUGUGUCUACUUAAGAUGGUGUGAGGUAAAGGCAUUUCCAGCUCAGGAGGAGUGAACAUCACUUCAGUGUAAAGCACUGUUUUAGCAAGCCCUUAUUGCUUUGGCAUUAGUUUGUGUCAAGCGAUCUAUGCCUUUAGCCACCAUUGCUUGCUUGUAGACGGACAAAAAUAUACUACUUAGGAAAUGACAUGGUCGUAUAUUUUUCAUAGUUGAGUAUUUUCCAGUGUUCAGACACUUUAGAAGUGUCAACCAGAGUGCACCAGCAGGACAUUCCAGAAAGCCACAGCUGUGCUUCUGUACUCCAAAUGGAAUCGUGGUCAAAUGGCCUUUAAAGGAUUUAACUGCGGCCCAAUAUCGCUUUUGAAUUCUUGGUUAAUAAUUCACAAGCAGGUGCCUCAAAAAGUGAUAAAAUAAGUCAUCCUGCUUAUGCAGCAAUAUGUAUUUGGUUAUUUCCUUGUAAUCACAAUUUUAAAAGCAUGACAGCAAAAUUCUUUGCAGUAGUAAGGAGUCUCCCAAAACUUUGUCCAGGUCAUAUUUCAUCCUUUAAUCAGAAAGAAAAAAAAAUUAAAUUAGGCCUUUGCUAUUAUAAUGCAUUAGAAAAAAAAGUCUAAUUUGGAAUGUGCUCAACUGUGUGUAUAGCUAAAAUAUUAACAUUUAUCUAGAAAUAUAUUUGGAUUUCCGAGCAAUACAUUUUUCUUACAUUGUGGCUUUAUUUUAAUGAUGAGCACAUUUUCCUUACAAAUUAUAUACCGUAUUUUCCUAAAACAUAGAACGCCCUCUCGCGGCUGUAGACGGUAAUGUUUUCUCUUGGUUCUUGGUUCUAAAUAAAUGCGAUUUAUAGUCCAGUGUGACUUGUAUGUUUUUUUCCCUCAUCAUGACGAAUUUGACUGAUGCGACUUAUACUCAGGUGCGACUUAAAGUCCAAAAAAUACGGUAGUUGUAAUGGGGAAGAAAAAAAUAAAUAUUUAUGCAGAGUUUUUUUUUUUUUUUUUUGAUUAUGGAGUGAAAUAUGAUGCCCUAGUAAGUGACUUCUUGCAGUGUUCACAUGAGAACACUCUUGUGUUUCGUGGCUGCUGCAGAUUCAGUGCGUUUUAGACAUCUGCCAGACUUUAAUCCUCCUGGUGGGUUCUAAAAGCUUUUUUUAUAUUUCAGCCAGACACUUAAAACAUUAAAUGGUGAACAUUAGAAAAGACUAGUCUCCUUUCUUAUUACAAACACACCUGCAGCUCUUUUCUGCUCAACAGUGUCUGGUACCACUGAAUUCUUUUUUUUUUUAAUAUACUGAGUUAUAACAAUGAGUUUGAACAAUUGUGCAAGGAAGUGAGUAAAAGCGUGUGUAAAUAGACUUGCUUUACAUAUGAGGUCCCUUUUGAAGUGUUUCUUCCACUAGUUUGUGUUUAAGUUCAUCUUAGACUCCUGUUAUUGGUGAGCUUUUUAGGAUUCUCCGAGAGUUACCAGAUAAAUUGCAAACUGAGUUGCAGCUGAACACGUGGAACACGAGUACACAAGAAAGCACUUAGGAUAGCACAGCUAUCAUUUCCUCCAUAUUCAAAGUAGACCAAUGAUUAAUUUCCUGGUCUAGCCAGCUGGACUGAAGUUAAGUCCAUUGUUUCGGAUAGGUUAGCUGUGGCCAAGUGGAUGCUAGGCCGUGUUAUGGAACAAUAUCUCACAAAAUCAUCACUGUUUUGCUGCAGCAUGACAUCAGUGCUUUUCACAUUUACUACAUGGUGUUUGUGUCUGUAUUUUCUUUUCAUCUUUUAUUCUUUAGCAUGUGUUCUCUGAGAGCACAAUUCUCAAUAGAAUGAGCAGAACAACCAGGAAAUGUUUUUUUUUUUUUUUUUUUUACUUUUGUUUACUUUUUACUGUUGUCAUUGUAAAUAUGAAUGUGUUUGUAUACAAAAAGAAUAUGCCGUAUUGCAAAUCUGUUUAAACCGUUUUCAGUUUUACCAGAGCUACUUUUUGUCUUUUCCAGCUUCACCCAGCUUUUGUUUUUAAGACUGUCGAUGAAUGAAUGUAAUGUUUGCUCAUUUUAUUGCUACCAUUAACAGAAGGGACACCUUUGAGCCUUAACUCACUGCACUAUUGCUAAAUGUAUGCAUCCUCUGUCUUUUUUGAUCAGUUUCAAACAGGUACAAGUUUUGCAUUGUGUCAUUUGUAAAGCAAGAACAUGCUACAUUAUGUAAUGGUUAUUUUGGUUAUUAAAAUUAUGAGGAUGAUCAUAACUGAAGAUUUCGAAUCGGUGUAAAACUAAUUUUUUAAGUAUUUAAAUUGCCUAAAGCACUUUGUAAGUCACUCUGGAUAAAAGCAUCUGCUAAAGGCCUUAAAUAUAAAUGCUUUGACAUGAUUGAAUUGCAUUGAAAAUGUACCACCUCUUCACUGUGUGCGUUGUCAACAGAUGACAUUGUUACAUCAACUUCAAUCGCACUAUUUUUCCCAUGUUGCAAAGUAAAGGUUUCAACAUAUAAUUCA